This is a messenger RNA of Cheilinus undulatus (humphead wrasse), 2040 nucleotides long. It is a transcript of the gene dolpp1, whose product is annotated as dolichyldiphosphatase 1. NCBI's taxonomy places the organism in Eukaryota, Metazoa, Chordata, Actinopteri, Labriformes, Labridae. Gene Ontology annotation, biological process: protein N-linked glycosylation; lipid biosynthetic process. Gene Ontology annotation, molecular function: dolichyldiphosphatase activity. Gene Ontology annotation, cellular component: intracellular membrane-bounded organelle; endoplasmic reticulum membrane. The transcript is spliced from 8 exons. Bases 15 to 731 code for a protein of 238 amino acids. The record is from RefSeq and is a predicted model, not a curated record.
UGUGUCCGGGUAAGAUGGCGUUGGAAGAGCAGUGCUCGGCACCACCUCAAUGGCGGUCCAUAUCGUUGACACACGUAGAAUUCCCCGAGGGUGAUCUGACGGGACAUGUGCUGGCCUACAUCAGUCUCCUUCCCAUAGCAAUUCUUGUGGGUUUUGUUACACUCAUAGUAUUUAAACGGGAGCUGCACACGAUUUCCUUCUUCGGUGGGCUCCUCCUCAAUGAAGGGGUGAACUGGCUGCUCAAGCACAUUCUCAGAGAGCCGCGCCCAUGUGCAGGAACCCACUCCACCCUGCACACAGAUUAUGGGAUGCCCUCCAGUCACUCCCAGCUUAUCUGGUUCUUUGUUGUUUACUUCUUUCUUUUCCUUUAUUUAAGAAUGCAUCAAACGAACAAUGCUCGAUGUGUGGACUUGCUGUGGAGACACAUACUGUCCAUCAUCCUGUUGGGCAUGGCCUUAUCAGUCUCAUACAGCAGGGUGUACCUGUUGUAUCACACCUGGAGCCAAGUUUUCUACGGCGCCGUGGCCGGUAGUACGAUUGGCAUAGUCUGGUUCUUUUUCACACAAGAGGUGCUGACACCAAUAUUCCCCAAAAUAGCAGCGUGGCCAAUAUCAGAGUACUUCCUGGUGCGAGACACGAGCUUGAUCCCCAACAUCUUAUGGUUUGAAUAUACAGUGACCAGAUCAGAGGCAAGGAAUAGACAACGAAAGCUGGGAACAAAACUUCAAUGAUCUGCACAUUUUCUUUUAUGAAACUGAAUUUAGGACCACAAACACACAUUCACACAUGUCCCACACACACAAUCUCUAGUACACACACAGACAAACGCUCGCUCAACAGAAACACACUGGAGAACCAUCUUCUGGACUGACGCGGUUGCGAGGAGAACAGGGCGGAACCCGUUUACAGGAGUGCCUGGACCUGACCCGGAGCCUACAGCCUGAGCAAGUCCGUCCACACGCCUCUCCUCCUUGUACAGCUUGCCCACAAUGCUCUUCAGUGCAUGCAAGACUGUGCAAGAGGCAUACUAUUUAAGGAUAGAUUAAUAUAUAUAUUUUAACUAUAAACGCACGCUGACAGUAACAGUGUACUGUAAGGAGAUUGGAGGAUUCUGGCUCCGGUCAGACAUUGGUGGGCGUCAUUGCAGCAUGUAUUUAGUGAUUCCUUUUUUAACUCUUCUGAUGGAUAGCUGGUGGGGGAGAGGGGGGAGGGGGGUGGGUUAUGGUUAGGUUUUUUCCAUUUUUCAUUGUUAUAUAAUAGAAAAAGAACAAUUUCUUAAAAAUAUUGGUAAUGAUGUAAUAUACAGGAAAAUUUGCACUUUGUGAAAUUGAAAAAAGACGACUAACACUAGUUAAAUGUUAAGAUCCUCCCCUUGUUUUCCCUCAUCAGUCUUUGCUUUGUAUCUAUGACUGUCAGUCCUAAUGUAUUAGACUCCAAAGCUGAUCUGCAAGCUGUGUAAAUUUAAUGUACUAUCAAGCAUCCAGGUUGUGGUUUCUCUUCAUAUCCACGUGUGAGGAUUAUGAGACUGAAUCGCAGCAGCAGGUUUUCUGGUUGUUUUUUGUUGUUAAACACUUUGGACUGAGGUGUUUUUUUGUUUCUCUGAGCGCCUCACUCACAGUAGCAGCCUGGGAACCGAAUUCUGGGAAACGAUUCUCCUUUUUUUUAUUCUUUUAUCCUGUUUUUUUUUUUUUUUUUUUUUGCUGUUGCAGAGAACAGUUUUUUUAACUGCAUUUCCAAAAUAACAUUCCAUAUCACUUGGUGAGAAAACGUACACACUGACUGCCGAGGGGAUGUGUUUUCUUUUUUAUUAUUGUGGAAGAAAGGAAGAAAAAAAAAGCCUCAGGUCAGUCGUAGCAUGCGAUUAUGCUUAACAUCCUCACAGCCCACGGCAGCUGAUGUAGAAGGCUGCUGAGUGGGGAUCUGAAGCUGAUUUAAAACUGUCAUAUCAUUAGCUCCACAAAGGGAAGUAGUUCUCUUAGAAUUGAUUUUUUUUCCAUGUGUAACCUAUAUCAGGCUGAAUAAAAAUGUGUUUAUGUACGA